Messenger RNA from Tigriopus californicus, 1954 nucleotides. Its product is annotated as ethanolaminephosphotransferase 1-like. Gene Ontology annotation, molecular function: ethanolaminephosphotransferase activity. Bases 400 to 1614 code for a protein of 404 amino acids. Gene Ontology annotation, cellular component: Golgi apparatus; endoplasmic reticulum membrane. Lineage: Eukaryota; Metazoa; Arthropoda; Copepoda; Harpacticoida; Harpacticidae. Gene Ontology annotation, biological process: phosphatidylethanolamine biosynthetic process. The transcript has 2 exons. The record is from RefSeq and is a predicted model, not a curated record.
GAGAAAAAAAGAGCGACAAACUUUAAAAUUGUGUUGGCCAAACCUGAAACUGACUAAUCGGGUAAGGGGGGUAGUGGCUCAGUGAGAGUAAAUUGAGCACGCGUCUUGGCCUGUUAGUGGAUGGAUUCCAUUCCGUGGCUUGUUUCGAAAAGUGCGGCCUGCAAGCUCGUUGUCCUCACACAGACUUUAAAUUUGUUUGAUUUGAAUGACUAGAUAAUCAGAUAAUCGCCAUUUAGAAGCUGUGUGAGUGGUUCCUCCAGAGCAUUUUCCACGGUUAUCUCUUCAAUUAAACAUGUGACGUCGUUACAUCUUGGACUCUGCCGACUUUUGAGUGACUCCAGGGAGCAUUUACUUGAGGUGAAACCAUACAAGGACUGUCCAAGGCCAGAGAGAUCCAGUAUGUUAUCCACCAUGUUCAACUACCAGUAUCUGGGUCCGGAUAUUGUGGUGGGGUUCGACUCCUACAAGUAUAGCUGCAAGGACACGAGCCCUUUGUCCAACUAUGUCAUGCAUCCAUUUUGGAACCAGAUUGUCAAGCUCUGUCCCAGAUGGGUGGCCCCUAAUCUCCUCACGUUUGUGGGCUUUUUGUGUUGUAUAGCCCACAACGCUAUCACAGCCGUGUUUGAUCCCCAUUAUCAAGCUAGUGUCUUGGGAUCCGGAGCCACACCCAUUCCCUCAUGGGCCUGGGUCUUGGUCUCCAUCUUCCUAUUUUUGGCACACACCUUGGACGGGAUCGAUGGGAAACAAGCCCGAAGAACGGGCACAAGCACACCUUUGGGCGAGCUGUUUGAUCACGGGUGCGAUUCCUGGUCAACCUUGUUUAUCACGGCCACCUUCUACUCCGUGUUUGGCCGCAAUGGCGAUGGAUUCAGUGUGCCAGAGUUCCGGAUGUACUUCAUUCUGUGGAGCGUGUUCUUCGUAUUUCACAUUGCUCAUUGGGAGAAAUACAACACUGGGAUCAUGUACCUUCCCUGGAGCUACGACCUGGCCAUGCUUUUCGGGACUGUCCUGUACAUGAGCACGGCCUUUGGUGGAUUCGAAAUGUGGAAAGUCAAGCUACCCGGUGGCUACUCUGCCGGACCCGUUUUCGAAAUCAUCCUCUACGUGUGCUGCUACCUAAUCUCAUUUUUCAUGACCGUCAAGAAUAUCGUGAGCUCCUACCAAAACAAGACGGGCAAAAUGAAGCCUUUGCACGAGUGCAUCCGCCCCAUGGUCUCCUACACCGUGGCCUUUGUUCUGUGCAUGGGAUGGGUGAUCUGGUCCAAGAACAAUAUCUUGGAGAAUCAACUCCGCUUGUUCUUUUACAUGAGUGGCACUCUGUAUGCCAACAUGAGCUGUCGCCUCAUCAUUGCCCAAAUGAGCUCCACGCGUUGCGAGCUGCUGAACUAUCUCCUACUGCCAUUGGCCUUGGCCAUGGGCGUGUCAGUCUUCGGGCUCUUGAGCCUCAGCCAAGAGUGCUGGCUCUUGUUCGCUUUGAGUGCUCUGAUCACACUGGCUCAUUUGCAUUACGUGAUUUGUGUGGUGCGACAGAUGUGCGAUCACCUGAAGGUGGACUGUUUCCGGAUUUCGAGUGGAGGAGGCCCGACUGCGGAGCACAGAUCAAAAUCCAAGUAAAGGAAGACAGAUGUUUCUAGAGAGGUCAGAGCACAUGACUGACUGGGUUUGAGUGGUCUCAUUUUCUCACCUUCUCUCAGACAGACAGAAAAGCAGACAGGCUUUGUUGAACUCGAAACAUGAUCAUAUCAAUAUUACACAUAUAUUAUCAGUGUUGUUCAGUGUCAAGACAGCAAAUUGGCAAAACUACUUCAGUCAUUCUGUAACGUAUUGCUUCCAUGAUUGUUGAACAAUGCAACAAAUCAACCAACGCUGCUUAAGUCGUAACACAUUCUCAACGCCUUCCUAGUAGUAUGCUCUCCUUGGAUUAUUCUGAAAUACAAUUGAAUUUUUCGUUGAA